CUAAAACCCAAACAAACGAUCGGUGUUUUUCAAGUCGGUUAGAAUAAAUUUGUGUGCCGUAGUUUCACCAGGUUUUAUUUUGAAAAAUAAAUCGGAUAAAAGUGAAUUAACAUUUUCAAGCAUUUCAGAUAUUAUUUUUUUGGAUUGUUUAUAAUUAUAAAUAUAAGAGUUAACUCUUGAAGGGCGCUAAAAAAGAGAGAAUUGAUUGAGAACCACACAAUAUCAUCGAAGAGUGUCAACAAUAUCAAUACGAAAAUGUCUUAUUAUUACCAACAUGCUGUUGAUCGCACUGUGUCAUUGCUCAUGAAUAAACAGUAUCCAGAGCGUGAAAUGGUGCUAGAGGAUGACGUGAUAGUUUUAACAAAGGUGGACAUCAGUUGCACCAAUAAUCCAGGUGAAAUGGAAGAUAGCGAUGAAGAUAGCGAGAAUGAACUGAUGCAGGUUUAUAUAAACGAGUCGGACCUUGAGCUUCUAGAUGAUGAUGACGAUGAUAUCGAUGAAUUUAUCGAUGAUAGGCCUGAAAAUGAAUUGUCCGAAAAUAGUGAUGACAGCGGAGAAGAAGACAAAGAAUAUGAUAGCGAUUUGCAAAAUGGAAACGACAGCGAAGGUGAAAGUGAAGACGAAAGUGAGCCUGAGAAUGGGCCUGACAGCAACAAUGGAAACGGUGAAGAAAAUGAAAGUAACAGUGAUAGUGAUAGUGAUGAUGAACCUAUUCAAAGUCCUCGGAAGAAAUCCAAAGUGGAUAUUUUCAAAGAAGACAGCUCAUCUGAAUCCAGUAAUGAAGGCAAUGACAAUGAUAGGCCAAGUUGUAACUCCGACAGUCUGACGGAAUCUAGUAAUGUUGAAAAUGAAGCGGAUAAUGUUGGUGAUUCAACUGAUCCAAGAGGAUUAAACAGUUUUCCUGGAACAUCCUGGAUGGAAAAAAGCAACGGAAAAAGUGUGCAAAAGAAACAUGUCAAUAAAUUCGCUGUUUUCUUACUACCGAAAAUCGAUAGAAAAUUAACCUGCCUACGAUAUCAUGGACGAAUUGGAAUGAAAGGCAUAAAGGGACAUUGCGGUAAAAUGUCAAAAACCAAAUUUUGCAAUCUAAUCAAUAAAAAACGGAAUACAUACGGAUUUACACGUUUAAAUCUUAUGUAUGCAAAUGCUCGACACCUGGAAUGUCGUAAAGCGGAAUCCGCAUUGGAAAAACCGGUUAGAAAGCUGUUAAUUCAUUUAAUUGAUCAAUGGUUUCCGCUUGGAAUACCGCAAUUAUUGCAUUUGAACCGUGCCGUAGAUUUACUUGAGUGCUUGAAAAAGAAAAUUGGCGAAAAUAAGAUGCCACACUCGAAAUAUUCAAAUAAAUUCUAUGCACUGAUUCCACAUCAGGGUGAUAAUCAACGUCGUGAACGAUUCAAAACAAUUGAGCAUUGUGAUAAUAAAAUAAAAUACGUGAAUAAAAUGCAAUCAGCGAUCGAAUGUCUAACUGAAGCCGAAUAUAUGCGCCAAUAUCAACCAUUUUAUUGUAUGUCGAUUGAACAGGUCCAUAACGAUCCAUGUAGUAAUGCCGGAUAA
Sitodiplosis mosellana (orange wheat blossom midge) is the source of this 1554-nucleotide messenger RNA. RefSeq lists its product as uncharacterized. The transcript is spliced from 5 exons. NCBI's taxonomy places the organism in Eukaryota, Metazoa, Arthropoda, Insecta, Diptera, Cecidomyiidae. The record is from RefSeq and is a predicted model, not a curated record. Bases 256 to 1554 code for a protein of 432 amino acids. Gene Ontology annotation, molecular function: NAD+ poly-ADP-ribosyltransferase activity.